This is a messenger RNA of Lolium rigidum, 1415 nucleotides long. RefSeq lists its product as uncharacterized. Gene Ontology annotation, molecular function: protein binding. Lineage: Eukaryota; Viridiplantae; Streptophyta; Magnoliopsida; Poales; Poaceae. The transcript has a single exon. Bases 84 to 1415 code for a protein of 443 amino acids. The record is from RefSeq and is a predicted model, not a curated record.
UGCCGGCUACCCGGGCCGGACACACCAGUGUAGCACAAAACACAAGCACUGUUCUCCACCGACACCUUGAGUAAUCGGCAAAAAUGGCAGGUCUGCUGAGCGGCAGCCGCCUCGCUCGCUUCUGCUUCUUGGCCUCCUGCAUUGCGCUCGCGGCACACACCUCCGAAGCCAGCCGGCGGGACCUCAUCGGCAUCAGCAUCGGCAAAGGCGGGGGGAUCAGCAUCGGCAUCGGCGGUGGUGGAGGCAGCUCGCCCCCGAAGCAGCAGCCGCCGUCGUCCGAGCCGCAGGCAUGCGACUUCGAGAACGAGCGGAUAUACAGGGCGUACCUCGUCAUCCAGAGGUUCAAGAGGACGAUUACCAGCGACCCCCAGUGCAUCACCAACACCUGGACCGGCACCGACGUCUGCGGCUCCUACAAGGGCUUCUUCUGCGAGAAACCGCCCAACGUCAACGAGCGGGCCCUCGCCUCCGUCGACUUCAACGGCUACAUGCUGCAGUCCGCCUCCUUGGUGAGCUUCGUGGACGCGCUCCCCGACCUCGCGCUCUUCCACGCCAACUCCAACAACUUCGGCGGCGUCGUCCCCAACCUCAGGGCGCUGCAGUACUUCUACGAGCUUGACCUGAGCAACAACAAGCUCGCGCCCUGCCCCUUCCCGACGGACGUGCUGGGGCUCACCAACUCCACCUUCAUCGACAUCCGGUUCAACAAAUUUCUCGGCGGGCUGCCGGCGGGGCUCUUCUGCUCGUUCCCGAUCGUGGAGGCCAUCUUCGUCAACAACAACAAGUUCGACGGCAAGCUCCCGGACAACCUGGGCGACUCCCCCGUGAACUACCUCUCCCUCGCCAACAACCAGUUCACGGGACCGAUCCCCUCCUCCAUCGCCCGCGCCGCCAACACGCUCCUCGAGGUGCUCUUCCUCAACAACAAGCUCAGCGGCUGCCUCCCGUACGAGCUCGGCCUGCUCGCCAAGGCCACCGUCAUCGACGCCGGCACGAACCAGCUCACGGGCACCAUCCCGGCGUCCUACGCGUGCCUGCGGAAGGUGGAGCAGCUCAACCUGGCGAACAACCUCCUCUACGGCGUGGUGCCCGACGCGCUCUGCCGCCUCGCCUACGACGGCCACCUCACCAACCUCACGCUCUCCGGCAACUACUUCACGGGGCUCGGGGCGUGCUGCUGGGACCUGAUCAAGCAGGGGAAGCUCAACGUCGACCGCAACUGCAUCCCUUAUGCGCCCAACCAGCGGUCGCACGACGAGUGCGCCGGGUUCUUCCACAGGACCAAGAUGACCUGUCCCGUCAGCACCCAUGUCCCGUGUUACCACAAGAGCUACGGUGUGGACGCCGCCGCGGAGGAGGCCAAGGCGGCGGCGGAGGAGGCCAAGUACCGGACCUACUCGGCGCUGAAACCGUGA